GUGUGCCUGCAUGCUUUCUUCUGUUCAAUCAAAGAUCUGGGGAGCAAAGGGACUCACCUGCUCUCACUGUAAGCCUGAACCUCAAGAGUGUUGGAAUCUCCAGAAACCGUAUUGAUCUCUUUCAAGGCUGGUUUGGAGUGGAUCUGCGUGAGACGUCUAUCAGGCCCAUUCUACUGCUCUGUAAAUCCCCCCUCUCCUGCCUCAGCCCCUGGGCCAUGGUACAUCAGCGUGUAGCAGCUACAGUAUGAGUGUAACUCCAUCCACCACCCUGGACAGCCAGCUGACCUCUACCUGGGGGCCAACCAACUCCUACCCUGAUGUUCCCAUCGUGAUGUCGGGUUACACAAAUCGCAUGUGGCCCCGUGACUCCACGCCUCAGUUCUGGACUAAGUACCAGGUGUGGGAGUGGCUGCAGCAGGUCAUGGACAUGCACCAGAUUGACGCCUCCACCUUCCCCUUCCAAAGCUUCGAUAUGGACGGCCAUCAGCUCUGCAGCCUGAGCUACCAGGACUUCAUCCGUGCUGCUGGCAGCGUGGGACCCAUUCUCUUCCACAACAUCACAGAGCUCAAGUGGGGCGGCCAGUACCAUGUGGAUAUAGGGCAGCUGGAGCUCAAACCAGAAUUAGACUUCUCGUGUCCAUUUCCAGAUGUCAGCUACCCACCCGGAGAAAUCUACGAUCCCUCGAUUCACCCCCUCGCACCUGUCGCGUCUCCAACCCCGUCUAGCCCUGACAUCAAAAGGUCGUUCAGUCGUCCUCACCAGGUCAAAAAGCACAACCCGAGGGGGACCCACUUGUGGGAGUUCAUCAGGGACAUUCUGCUGAACCCGGAGCGAAACCCAGGCCUGAUCAAGUGGGAGGAUCGGACGGAGGGGGUGUUCCGCUUCCUCAAGUCGGAGGCGGUGGCGCAGUUAUGGGGCAAGAAGAAGAAUAACAGCAGCAUGACCUAUGAGAAACUAAGCCGUGCAAUGAGAUAUUACUACAAAAGAGAAAUCCUAGAGCGAGUAGACGGACGCAGACUCGUUUACAAGUUUGGAAGGAACGCGCGAGGAUGGAGGGAGUCCGAGAAGUGACAGUUUCACUAAUUUAUCUUUCCUCUGAUGCUGGACGCAAAUGUGAUGUUUCACUGUGCUUUUCACUGACUGUUUUUGAUAAAGAUUGGUUUGAACUGUUUACAAAUUGUUGAUGUAUGUCAUGCCUCAUUGUUUUUUCCCCACUUUUAAAUUCCCCCCUUUGUUGUGACACUGCACUGAGAUUUCCUCACUGCGCCUUAUUAAAAACGUGCUUAUUAGGCCAGCCUGAGAGCAGUCAAACCCGUGUUUACAUAAGAACCCUGCUGCAGAUAAGAAAAUCAAACACUGCCAGCCAACAUAAAACAUUGUGAAUCCUGCUGUUCUAUUUUUUUUUUUUUUUUUCCCAAAGGAGCACAUGUUGCAAGCAUCCGAAACACGUGUGGCAAGCCGAUACGUAUGUAUGUUGAGUGUUUUGGCAUUUAUACUGUGAAGCGUCCUUUGGGAAGGAUGCUCGACCACUGCAGAGAAACUACACGAAACGAUGAAAAAAAGCCUUCCAUGAGCACGAUGAUGUGCCAGAACGCAUAAAUGAGUGGUAAACUGUCUGCAUGUUUACUCUGAGCUGGAAAGAAAGUGUGAAAAUGUUGAUGUUUGAUACAAAUAAAGCUUGUCA
Chelmon rostratus (copperband butterflyfish) is the source of this 1685-nucleotide messenger RNA. It is a transcript of the gene ehf, whose product is annotated as ets homologous factor. Gene Ontology annotation, biological process: cell differentiation; regulation of transcription by RNA polymerase II. Gene Ontology annotation, molecular function: sequence-specific DNA binding; DNA-binding transcription factor activity, RNA polymerase II-specific. Gene Ontology annotation, cellular component: nucleus. Bases 245 to 1072 code for a protein of 275 amino acids. The transcript has 9 exons. The record is from RefSeq and is a predicted model, not a curated record. NCBI's taxonomy places the organism in Eukaryota, Metazoa, Chordata, Actinopteri, Chaetodontiformes, Chaetodontidae.